AUGAAAAGCUACGUUAGAUCGACCUAUGCAUAUACAAAACUUCGCAAAAACCUCGGUAGACAACCAUUGUUUCAAGACGUACCUGCGCACCUAAUAGACUCUAUUAACCCCAAUAUCGAGGAGCAGAAACAGUAUGUACUUCGCAAUCCUGUUCACCGAGAAAUACAAGCAACAAUGCCGCAAUCUCAACACGAAGCAAACACGAAACAAUUGGUAAUGCACGAGCAAGGCAUAAAUCAUACUGAAGGCGGUUGGCCCCGUGAUGUCCAUCUUUACAAUGAAGAUCACCUAGCUCGGCACAGACGGCGUGUUCAACACGAGGACGGGUAUGUUCGUGCAAUACUAAGCCUACAGCCACAACUGGAACAUUGUAUUGAUCAAAAUAACGCAAUCGACAUGUACCAAACAUACUUUGCUACAAUGAACCUUCAAGCGCCAGUCGAAAAAUACAACGUUCAAAUUGCAAAUGUAUUCACAGAUCCAUAUCAACGUCCAGUAUCUUGCAUUGUUUGGACAGAUGAAAAUACACCUAAACUUGUUACAUCCUACAGUUAUCAAGAUUACUCAAAAGAUAUGAUGUUACCAACUACUUGCUAUGUAUGGGACAUAAAUAAACAAACCACUCCAUUAUACGAGUUUUUCCCGGAAACUACUUGCUGGCGGUUAGUAUGUUCUCCCGAUCAACCCGACAUAUUGAUUACGGGUCUUCUGAACGGUACAGUUAAUAUCUUUGAUAGUCGGAGUAGUCAAGAGGCCGUUUCUAAGUCUUCUGUAUAUAAUUCUCAUCGUGGCCCAAUCACUGGUCUUCUUUACACACAUUCACGUACAAAUACAGAAUUUUUCUCUGGAUCUCCAGACGGUCAGUGUCUUUGGUGGGAUAGAAGAUACCUUUCUAAGCCUAUUGAUCAGCUUUUUAUGUCGAUUCGACAAGGACCUAACGUCGAACCGAGUUAUUCCAAUACUGAAGGUGUUAGCAGCCUUGAAUUCGAUCGCGGCUUUCCUACAAAGUUUUUGACAGGAACGGAAUCUGGCUUAGUAAUUAAUGCAAAUCGUAUGGGGAGAAGCCACUCAGAAAUUUUGACAUCUUAUUGGAACGCUCAUGAAGGUGCUGUGAGAGCCGUUCACCGAAGUCCUUGUACGCUACGUAUGUUUAUAACUUGCGGAGAUUGGAACGUCCGUAUUUGGAGUGAAGAAGUUCGCACGGCGCCAAUUAUAGUCACACGCCCAUAUCGUUACCAGGUAACUGAUGUCGCUUGGGCUCCUUUAAGAUAUUCUAGUUAUAUGGCGAUUUGUGAAGGUGGGGUGUUCCACUAUUGGGAUUUACUGAGAAAAUAUCACGCACCUGUUGCAACGCUCCAUGUAUCGAAGCACGGCCUAACUCGUGUAACACCGCACCCAUCAGGCGAAUCUAUUGCAGUUGGAGAUAAGCAGGGUUCAAUAUACAUCCUUCACCUUUCCGAAAACAUGAUCCUUCCUAACAGCCAAGAUAAGCAACUAGUUCAUCAAAUUUACGACCGUGAAACGCGUCGUGAACAUAUAUUAGGCAAUAGAGUUAAAGAAAUACGUUUAAAACAUAAAAUUGAUGACGCUACGCAUAUGGAUAUCGAAGAUGAUGAUGAUGACGAUUUAAAAUCCACAGAAGAAGAUUAUUUUAAAAUGGUUAACGAGGAAUUAAAUAGUAUUGACGAAUUAUUGUCUACAAGCAAAAUCUUUUGA
Messenger RNA from Pieris macdunnoughi, 1716 nucleotides. The record is from the annotation of a GenBank genome assembly. Lineage: Eukaryota; Metazoa; Arthropoda; Insecta; Lepidoptera; Pieridae.